Messenger RNA from Larimichthys crocea (large yellow croaker), 750 nucleotides. Its product is annotated as vinculin. Gene Ontology annotation, cellular component: adherens junction; catenin complex. The transcript has 4 exons. Gene Ontology annotation, biological process: cell-cell adhesion; cell migration. Gene Ontology annotation, molecular function: beta-catenin binding; actin filament binding. Bases 25 to 582 code for a protein of 185 amino acids. The record is from RefSeq and is a predicted model, not a curated record. Lineage: Eukaryota; Metazoa; Chordata; Actinopteri; Sciaenidae.
AGAAUUGUCCAAGUCACCAGGAAGAUGGCUGACACAAUAUGUUACAUGACCCAAUACUUGAAGAAAAAAGGCCCAAUACCGAACAAAGAGGCAUUUGUCACCGCAGCCAAAGAUGUGAUCUCAAACUGCCAGUCAGUAACUCAGUUUAUCAGAGUUAUUACCAACCACUGCCUGGAUAAACAAUGCACGGUUGAACUCUCCCUCAUAGUUGAGCAGAUUCUCACCAUCACCAACCAGCUCAACAUCAUCUCCAGUGUCAAUGCUCUAACACCCGGUUGCAAAUCAUCUGAUGAGAUCCUGGUGAAGAACGCACAAAAUCUACUCCAGACGGUCUUGCGUGGGGUCCAUGCUGCAGAGACAGCCUGCAUGACAGGUCUGAAGCAACCAGAGCCAAACUCAGAUGGUGCAGAGGCUACAGCCUUGUGUUUCCAGUGGAGAAGGAAGCUGGAGAUCCAUCGAGCCCAGCAGACUUUUAACCUAGAGACUGAUGAUCUGGGUUUGAGGAAGACCUCAUCCCACCCUGUAGCACCCAGUCUUGCCCCGACACUUAAUGUGACCACCACCCCUUCAAAACACAAGUAGUAUUUCUGUCUCAACGAAUAAGAAUCCUACCUGUGAUUACAUUUUUGCUUUUUAUUUCAUAUAAUAAUAAAGAUGUGAAACCCACUUACAUUUUGAAGUGAGCUUUCACAGACUGUCAUGGUCAAGGACAACUGAGCAAAAUUUGAUAUAGUUUGUGGUUGAAGACGU